GUGGAAUAGAUUUACUGUUUCUGCCAAAGUAUUCAUAAGUAUACGAUGACAAGGUUUUGCGAAUGGUGACGUUACAUGACGUUUAAUGAUAAAAAAAACAAUCCUCAAGUUCAAACUUUGAGGCAAAGGACGUCCUAUUCACUUAUUCGUCAUUUAACAAUUAACCAUUUGAUUGAAUAUAACUCCCCAGUGUUCGCGGUUUUUUCAACAAAUUCAUAGACAAUGGCUGAACCACUAAGAGUAGUAGUAACUGGAGCUGCUGGUCAGAUCGCCUACUCUCUUCUCUACAUUGUGGCCAAGGGCGAUGUCUUCGGCCCCAAUCAGCCCAUCAUUCUCCAUUUACUCGACAUUCCACCCAUGAUGGGAGUGUUAGAAGGCGUGGUGAUGGAACUGGCCGAUUGCGCUCUACCCUUAUUGCACGGGGUGGUACCCACUGAUGAUCCAGCAGUCGCAUUUAAGGACGUUACCGCCGCCUUUUUGGUCGGAGCCAUGCCUCGCAAGCAAGGUAUGGAACGCAAAGAUCUGUUGAGCGCCAAUGUGAAAAUCUUCAAAGUACAAGGGGAAGCGUUGGACAAAUACGCGAAGAAAGAUGUUAAAGUGUUGGUGGUUGGAAAUCCAGCCAAUACUAACGCACUGAUUUGCUCACGUUAUGCCCCAUCAAUCCCCAAGGAGAACUUCACUGCGAUGACGCGUUUGGACCAAAACAGGGCACAAGCGCAAAUUGCGGCCAAAUUAGGAGUGCCGGUGCGUCAAGUCAGCAAUCUCAUCAUCUGGGGAAAUCAUUCCUCCACUCAGUUCCCUGAUGCUUCUCAUGCUUUGGUCAAUAUCAACGGCGCAAACACGGCUGUAGUUGAAGCAAUUAAAGACGCUGCGUGGUUGAAUUCCGUGUUUGUGGAAACUGUUCAAAAACGAGGAGCAGCUGUGAUCAAUGCGAGGAAAAUGUCGUCAGCAAUGUCUGCUGCUAAAGCCGCAUCUGACCAUAUGAGGGAUUGGUUCUUAGGCACUGAAGAUGGGCGAUUUGUGUCUAUGGGGGUGAUAAGCGAUGGCAGUUACUGCGCGCCUAAAGACGUAAUUUUCUCGUUCCCCGUUACAAUUAAGUGCGGCAAAUGGAAAAUUGUUCAGGAAUUGGGAAUCACGGACUUUGCCAGGAAAUUGUUGGACGCAACUGGAAAAGAACUGGAGGAGGAACGUCAAGAAGCCAUCCAGAUUAUCGAGGCAUGACUCGUCCACAAGCUUUAAAACGUUAAAACUAAAAAAAAAACUGUAGCAUAGCCUCUGAGCGCUAUAUCCCGAAGUGUUUUUAGCCCGAAGGUCCAAGUGUAAUUUUGAUUUGUGGCAUUUUCAUUGCUUAUUAGCUGUGUUUGAUAUUCAAUACUUUUCACACGAUGUUUUAGUUUUAACAUUUUAAUGCUCCUCGGAAAAUUCGUUUUCCUUUACUCAACCGAACAUUAUAAUUUACUGAAUUAUACUGUUUGAUGCUAUAGUUUUA
Dendroctonus ponderosae (mountain pine beetle) is the source of this 1489-nucleotide messenger RNA. RefSeq names its product malate dehydrogenase, cytoplasmic (gene Mdh1). Gene Ontology annotation, molecular function: L-malate dehydrogenase (NAD+) activity. Gene Ontology annotation, biological process: malate metabolic process; tricarboxylic acid cycle; oxaloacetate metabolic process. Lineage: Eukaryota; Metazoa; Arthropoda; Insecta; Coleoptera; Curculionidae. Bases 223 to 1221 code for a protein of 332 amino acids. The record is from RefSeq and is a predicted model, not a curated record. The transcript has 6 exons. Gene Ontology annotation, cellular component: mitochondrion; cytosol.